This is a messenger RNA of Chinchilla lanigera (long-tailed chinchilla), 4939 nucleotides long. RefSeq names its product sarcospan (gene Sspn). The record is from RefSeq and is a predicted model, not a curated record. Lineage: Eukaryota; Metazoa; Chordata; Mammalia; Rodentia; Chinchillidae. Gene Ontology annotation, cellular component: sarcolemma; dystrophin-associated glycoprotein complex.
CACUCACACACUCGCGCCCGUGCAAAGCGCUCAGGCUCGGGAGGCCCGGGGCCCCGCGAUGGGGCACCCGGUGGGCGCUGCGUGCCCGCGCGUUGGCAGUUGGCGACCCCCCUCGUAUCCCCCUGCGCCGCCGGCUCCCGUGGCCUUUGGAGGCUGGGAGUCGGCUCGGAAUGUUUUCCAUAUUUGUUCAGCCUCCGCAGAGGAGGCAGGGGGGCCCCCCGGCCGCGGACGCCGCCGAGCCCGAGGACACGGGGCCGAAGAAGGGCAAGGGGGCCCCCAAGGAGUGCGGGGAGGAGGAGGCCCGGACGUGCUGCGGCUGCCGGUUCCCGCUGCUGCUCGCCCUGCUGCAGCUGGCCCUGGGCAUCGCCGUGACCGUGGUGGGCUUCCUCAUGGCCAGCAUCAGCCCCUCCCUGCUAGUCAGAGACACUCCAUUUUGGGCUGGGAUCAUUGUCUGUUUAGUGGCCUAUCUCGGUUUGUUUAUGCUUUGUGUCUCAUAUCAAGUUGAUGAACGGACAUGUAUCCAGUUUUCUAUGAAGCUGUUGUACUUCCUGCUGAGCGCCGUGGGCCUGACCGUCUGUGUGCUGGCCGUGGCGUUCGCGGCCCACCACUAUUUGCAGCUGUCACAGUUUACCUGCGAGCCCACGCUCGACUCCUGCCACUGCAAACUGCCCUCCUCAGAGCCACUCAGCAGGACCUUUGUUUACCGGGAUGUGACGGACUGUACCAGCGUCACCGGCACUUUCAAACUGUUCUUACUCAUCCAGAUGAUCCUUAACCUGGUCUGCGGCCUCGUGUGCUUGCUGGCCUGCUUUGUGAUGUGGAAACACAGGUACCAGGUCUUCUAUGUGGGUGUCAGGCUGUGUUCCCUGACAGCUUCUGAAGGCCAGCAGCAAAAGGCCUAACUGUCUCCCUCUGAGGUGACAGAGAAAACAGCACACUGACGAGCUGAGAAGAACAAGAAUUUUUUUAGAGAAAAGAGAAAACUUUUGACAGUAAAUACUCUUCGCUGCUCUAAGUGAAUAUUUUUAUAUUUUUUUCACAAAACAAAGAGCAUUUCUUCAGGUUUCUAUUGUAUUUUUAAAAAUUCUUGGGGUCGGGGACAAGAUCCAAAUUGAUUUGUUGGAUAUUAAAAAUUGGAAGAAUACUGAACAGGGAAAGAAUGACACAGAUCUAUCUUUGGAGUGUGGGGUUUAUUGCUAACACUCAUUUUAUCCAUUACUUAUAUAACCUUCUUUCCUGCUUGUCCAGUUCAGUGAUGAGAACCGGCAAUUCUGGCCCACUUACUAGGUUUUGUAGAAUCUUCUACUCCUUCUCACCUCUCAUCAUUAUCUUCACAAUGUCUCCCUGAAAGGCAGCAGCAAGGGAAGAGCUCAGCGUCCAGGGUGAAUGUCUUUAUUGUCCCUGGCAGACAUGGCUGCAGGCCACGAUCACUUUCAAAAGCAGAGUAGAAAAGGAAUAGAUUUUGCAGUAGGCUAAAUCAUCAUGAACACCUGGGCUGGGGCGCCACAUUUGGGGCUCCCUUCGUUGGCUUCUGUUAAGUAGAUCACUUGCUAAAUGCUUGGGGAUGCUUGUCUGAUUCUCCAUAAUUGAAGGUAGUGGUAGCUGUAUUCUUAAUGAUGUAGAAGGUUUAAAAAUAAUUACAUUGUGCUUCUAUUCUAUCUUCUAAAACAAAUCAUUAAAACUAAUUUCUAGCUAAUUGUUAAUUAUAAUUAUGCUCAGAAGUCUAUUUAAUGAGCUCUGGCUGUACUCAGGCAGAGAUGUUGGUGUUAAGAGAAAUUACUCUCACAAGAGAACAUGCCGAAAGAUACUUUUCUCCCACCACCUAGAAGCCAAGCAGCAUAUGAAAAAACAUUUUGUCCCUAAUGCUCAGGUUAAAAGCACUCAUGUAGGGCUGGGGAUAUAGUUCAGUGGCACAAGCGCCUGAAUUGCAAGUGUAAGGUCCUGAGUUCAAUUCCUGGUAACAAAAAAAAAGAAGCAUUCAUUUAAACAAACAAACAAACAGAAAAAGCAUUUGUCAUGGGAAAUGUUUAUACAAACAGCACAUUUGUGAUAUGUUGAAAAGUAUCUCUCUUGGCAACCAUGCACCUUUCAGGGAAAUUGGUAAUGGAGAUGAGUUUUAUUCAUAAAACUGUAUUUGAUAGGCAGCCCUUUUAUUGAUUUAUCUGCAGUCCAACUGUAGACUCAAAGUAAUGUUUUGAUGUCCUUCUUUGAGUAAUAUGUCCAUGGUCUUGGAGGCAGUAGUCUUGUUUUGUUUUUAAUUAACUAAGGCUUAAAGCACACAUAACCUAUCAUGGUGCUAAUGUUAUUAAAUCCUGAAUAAUUUCAGUGUUUUAAGGAAGGAGCUAAAAAUGAAAAUUCAGACAGCAUAAAUGCUAUCAAGAAUUUCGCUAUUAGUACUCUAUGUUGAAAGCAGAAAUUCAAGGGAAGAAUUGAGCUCCUUUUGCCUUGCUACAUUGCCUAUUGAUAAACUUUCCUGAGCAUGAAAUUCCACCCUAAAAGGAAAACUUUUUCUCAUUUGCCUAUGAGGAUACAUGAACAAUUCCAUCAGUUGUGAUAAUGGUGUCAGUGUUGCACAAUAAAAAUACUCAAAUGAAAAGGAAAAUGUUUAGACCGUAACUUGGAGGAUUAUAAAUAUCUUUUAUGUCCUCCAGAUAAGGCAUCUGAUUAACAGAUGUGAAAACCUUUUUUUGUGUUUUAACUCUCUUUAAAAAUGGCCAUGCUAUGCAUUAGCUCAGGCAAGAGAGCAUAUUGGACAACUCGGUGGAUAAAAUUCUAGAGCAGAAUUGAUCGCAAAAAAUAUCAUUGGCCGAGCACCAAGCCUCUUGGAUGCGACCUGGAAAAUCCUUGGUGUUCUGUUAAGAACAAUCCCAAUAAUUGAUUCCACUUUGGUUUUUGAUAAGGUUUCCUAUAUAAAGAAGAAAAUGAUCAAGAAUCUGAAACGUUGUAGGCUUUUACAGAGCAAGAUAACCAUGCUUUAAUGCUAUUUACUAUGAACCCAGGCACCGCUGGAAGCCCAUCCUGAAUACCUUUAUCAACUUUUCUUUAUAGUGAACUCUACAAAAUUUUAUAUUAGAAAAUUAAGAUUCUCCACAUCACUACGGUGCUCUAUGCUUUACAGAUGAUUCACAGGGUAUUUUACGUAGAAGAUUACCUUUAGCGUGUAUGCUUCCUUUUUCUAAAUAAUGCAACCAAAAAGAGCUGAGAUAGUUAAUAGGUUUGAUAAUAAUAUGUAUACUAGUCAGGACACACACAUAUGUAUGCAUACAUAACAGGGAUUUUUAUUAUUGUGUAAUCAAAGCCUUUUAAAUCCCCAAAGAAAAAAAGAACAGAACAGAAAAGAAAGAAGCAAUUCGUCUGCCGCAAGCUCACUGUGUAUUGAUAUGCGUAAGAAUUGUGUUGCAUGAAUAACAAACUGCUUUGGGCUGGACUUGAAGUAUUUUGAUGUUAUGUUUUGCAAAUAUUGAAGUUACAAUAAGGGCAACAGAAAAGGAACAGUUACACAGCUUUACGCUUAGCAAAAUGUUACAUUUAAAACCUGACAAGAAGCCAAGAUGGUGACUGUUUCUUCUAAACCGUAAGACGGUGAGGUUUGCGCAAUCCUCCUCCUCUCCCACCUCCUUCAGGAGAAUUAAAUGAAUCAAGACUUUGGAAAGAAGCGGAACAGCCAGGACUUGGCAGGACUUGAAAUAGGAGGAAUACAGCAGCCUAAAUGUACAGACUUUGUAACCGAGCCCACUCCGUCGGCUUGUGCCUUCACGUGACCACCAUCUGUGCUUCCCUCGCUCCAUCCAAAUUUAUGUAGGCAGCGCCUUGGAACCGUGCCUACGAGUAUAGCUACACCAGAGCCCUGGAAACUGUAGUCAAGUGACAGCCCUAACUUUUUUUUUUCCUUCUUGGAUUAAAAGUGCAGAUGAUUCUUUCUGAGGAGUUUCCAGCUAUAGACAUCAAGUGUGUUGUCCUGACAGCCAGAAUGCAUUAUGGAUGUGUUUUCUGUUCGUGUCCAAGACGUGAGGAUCUUUGCAUAUUCUUGUACUUCCCUUCUUUCAUGCAGUGUAUCUGGAAUACGUUUAUAAAACUUUAGUGAAGGUGGGGACAAAGGGUGUCCAAGGGAGAUUCUGAGGGACAGCUGUGGAGUGGUUACUUUUAACCAUAAUCAGAAACUUAAAAACUGCCCUGCAGAUCCAAUCAUUUGCAAACAUGAAACACACCUUUCUGUGUGCUAGUGAUUGUUACUGAAUUCCUGCUAUGUGGUGAUAUAUGUCUGCAAAUCCACUGACUAUCAGUUUUUACUUUAUUCAAAAGAUUAUCAUGUUUUUAGCUGUCCACUGUCUAUAGAGAUAUGUGAUGGCCGGAUAUAUUGACUCACAGUGGAAACAUUUGUUUGGGUGAAGGCUUAGUGGUUGAGCCUUUGAAAUGAAUACCUUGAUUUGUUUCUUCUGAUUUUCUAGUACUUUAUUAUCGCAAAUGAUUGUUAUUAUCCCCUUCAAAAACGUUGGUCUGUAUUUUGGUGUUGCGGUUUCAUUCUUCUGGCCUUGAUCAAAUAGUGAGUAGAAAAUGAAGUGUUUCUCCAUUCUUGAAGUGGUUGUUUUUAAAGAAGAUGUGUAUACUACAGAUUUUCUUAAUAAAAUUUUCACAGUCUCUGAAAACACGGUGUUGGGAUACGUUUUUAAGUAACUAUGGUACACAUGAACUUGUGCACAUAAAAUCUCUCAGGUGAGAAUUUACUUUAAGAAGACUUCAAAAAUCUGGCUUGGGAAUAGACAAGAAUCAAUGUUAUUUUGACUUCUUUGGCUUUGGGACUCUGUCUUUAUUGCAGAAAUCAAGUUUGUAAUUGCUGCCCAGGCAGAGAGUCUGAGCUGGAAAAAAAAAUCUUUUGAAAGCUACCUGGGAUGCUGAUUCUUAAUUUGUAUCAGUUACUGUCAAAUAAAGUCUUCCUAAA